Podarcis lilfordi (Lilford's wall lizard) is the source of this 4626-nucleotide messenger RNA. Lineage: Eukaryota; Metazoa; Chordata; Lepidosauria; Squamata; Lacertidae. The record is from the annotation of a GenBank genome assembly.
CCCUCCAGCCCUCGCUCGGGCCUGCCGUGCCUCGCCUCACGUCUCCCCGGCCACUCUCCGGCCAUGGCUGCGGCGGGCGAGGAGGGCGGCGGCGACGCCCCGACGACGCCUCUGCGCCCCGCGCCUCACCCGCUCGGCGACGGCGGAGGAGGAGAGCCCGCGGCGGGUCUGUGGCCGGCCUUGCUGGUGGCGCUGGUGGCGGCGCUCCUCGCCUGGCUGUGGUACGGCCGCGGAGACGGCAAGGGGAAGGAGGAGGAGGCCGCCCGGGGGUCCCCUCAGCGCGGAGACCGAGGUACGGCGCCUGGUUCCCUCCCUCCCUGAGGGGAACUCCAUAAUAAUAAUAAUAAUAAUACUGAAUGACAAUAAUAACUUUUAUUCUUUCUACCCCGCCCCUCUGACUGCGUUGCAAAGUUUUCCUGGCUCCCCUCCUCUCCUAACUUCUUCCUUUCCUGCCCCGUUUCGUCCCUCAGGGGUUUUUUGGGGGGUUCUCCUCGCUGAACCCCAUGUCUUGGAGGGGUGUGAACCCCCUCCUGGGGUUUUCUCUCUUCUCCCCGCAAGGGAUUGCGUGCAUCAUGCGCUUUCCACGCCGGCCCCGCUUUCCCUUCUUCACGUGUCUCCGGUGGUCUUGAGAAGGGCGCGCGAGUCGGGUUAGGGAAAAAAAACCCCAAAUUAAAUCUGCCCUCCGUGCAUUGGAGAGCUUCUAGGUCAACCUACUCCUUUGGCUAUAAUCUUUCUCCCCCCCCAUCCACUCCCGCAAAGUAUGUGUUGUGGGGAGGGUGGGUGAGUUAAAGGGGGGGUUCAACCCCUCCACUUUGGUUUUUAUUUUUUAAUUUAUUCAUUAAAUUUGUAUAUUGCAAAUUUAUACCUGCACCCCGGUAUAUAACACAUGCAACUAUGUAAGGGAUGUUCGGCACGGCAGGGGAACAGAAAGGCUGUGGACUCUCUUUCCUCCGAGGUUUCAAAGCAGAGGUUGGAUGGUCCUCUGUCAUGUAUGAGCUGGUUGAGAUUCCUGCAGGGGGUUGGACUAGAUGAUCCUUAGGGUCUCUUCCAGCUCUUCAGUUCUGUGAUUCUACACUCCUUGGAGAAGCCUCCCCCCCUCCACAAACCACCCUGCGGUCCUCCAGAUGUUUUAGGCGACAUCACCCAUUAUCCCGGUGUAAAACUCGCACCUGCUUGGGGAAGCCGGCCCUGCGGGGCUGUUGUGCACUGCAUGCAAAUUCAGGAGAUGCCACUUCUACCCAGGAUGGAGUGGUGCGCAGUAAUUAUUCCUGAUUUUCCUCCCAUAACAUGCCUUAUGGUUCCUGAUCUGAAGUAAUGAGGGAAUAGGGAGCGCCUGCUUCCUUUAAUUGCUUGAGGCCCCUAUCUGAAAAGCCUGUUCCAUGUUUUGCCUUUCCUUGCCUCCUGCUGCUGCUAUGUGUGCAGGAAGUAGAGAGUCUUACAGCUGGCGCUUGGUCCUGAGUGAGUCUGACCCACUGUCUCAGAUUUGGUGAUCUGUGUCCAGAGUGUUCUCCUCUUCUCCUCCUGGAGGAAAUGGACCCUUCAGUCUUUUCAGAUCUCCUGAGCUCAGAGAUAAACAGGAAGGUGCCUUAUACUGAGCCUAAACCAUUAAAGCAGGUGCUGUACCACUGAGCCACAGCCUUUCAUACAUGAGCUACUGCAAAAACCAACUCUGAUCUUCUGCUGCUGCUUAUGCAUGUUGCUUGGUUGCUGAUUUUAAUGUAUUUUUAAUCUUUUGUUGGAAGCGGUCCAGAGUGGCUGGGGAAACCCAGCCAGAUGGGUGGGGUACAAAUAAUAAAUUAUUAUUAUUAUUAUUAUUAUUAUACCAAAGAUUUACACAUGUGGAAGUGUUGUGGUUGCAAACAGGUUUCAUUUUACCACGUUAAAUGAAAACGGAAGUGAAAGUAAUCAUCUAAUGGGAAAAGAAGUGAUUCAUGUUCAUGUAUGAAUCAGCUUUUAAAGCUGUUAAUCUCCCUGCAACCUGCUCUCUCUAUGCUUCUGUUUCUGCUUGUUCUCAGUAAUAGAAAAGGAGAUGAUACGAUCAGAGCACAUAGCCUGAAGGAGUGAGCUGGAAUCUCUUGGCUUCUUGCUAGCCUACUGAGCAACUUUUCAGCAUGGCUUCAGCUGCUAUGGAAAGGCAGGCAGGAGAAUUAUAUUGGCAGUUGUGACCUUUUGCAUUGCCGCAUUUCCAUCAGGCAGAGCUCUUGUCUUUUAUUUCUGGCUGUCCUGUGAGAAUCCUCUCCUAUGAACUUGGGCUGCGCACUAGCCUGAUGGACACUUAUGGGCAAUGCUAAUGUGAAUCAAGCCAUCAGCUAUUUUUAGUUCCCGUGUGGGAAUAGCAUGUUUGUCAUUAAGCAUAUUCACGUCGGAGCAGAACAAGAAUCUUGUAAAACCUAGCAGAGUCCAAAACAAUAAAAUGCAAGGUUAUGGCUGGGGAACCAUUUGCUGACCAGGAGUUUAAAAAUAAACUUCCGUGAGAGAAAAAAGAAAGGCAAAUGAGUGUCAGUAUAUUACUGUUUAGGAAAAAUAAUGAUGGCUUCAUGCCACUUUCAUCUGAGUUGAUACUGCUGUGUCCAACUUCUGUCCAACUAGGACAGAAAAAAAGAAGGGGAGGGAUUUAGUGAUACAUUUGUGGGGAGCCAAAUCUGGGCAAAAUUCUUUCAUUGGGCCAUUUCUGUCAUUGCGUGGCCAAGCCGUCUUCUGCCAUGACUAUAGUUGCUCAUCUGCCAACUGGCUUCAAGUACAAUCUGGCAUCUAGCAGCAGAUAGUUGGAUGCGGUCCAGUAUGUGGUGCAUUAGAGCUCUUCCCCAGGGUUGGUUGUCUCUGCCAGUUUUCUUGCUUAUAUAUAUUUAGUUUUGUAUAGUGUUUCACUUGCAAAUCUUCAGCCAGAUCAGGGUAAUGGUUGUGGCUUGCUCACUCAUGUGCAGUUAAAUUUGCUUUAUCCUUGUAGUUUGGGGAAAAAAACCUUUCAGCACUCCCGUAAGUGCAAUGAAAGCAUUUUUUUAAAAAAACUUGCACACACACUUACAAGGAUUCCACAGACAGGUGUGGCUGAAGGUGCUGCAGUUGGGAAAGGCAGGAGGAACUUGAUGAGGAUGAUCUCACAUGGUGGAAGGUGGGAAUUAGUAGAAAUCUGAUGUUCACCAGUUGCUGCUGGGGACAAAAAUGUUGGUAUGCUAGUGUUAGAUUGCAGGGGAGAGCACCAUUUGUGAGGGGUUAAAUUACUUUGAGUGGAACUCAGCAAAAUUCUACUCCGAGUAAACCUACUGAAAUGAAUGAACCUGGGACUGGUGUUGGUAGAAAUAGCAAAUACCAUCCCAUGUAAAAGAAGCCCAACUUGCUACAGUACAUGAACUGGGACACAGACAGGGACCUAGAAAUUGUGUUCUUCCUAGCUAACCAACAUUUUUUUCUGUUUAGAAUCCCUUCAGAGAAGCUAUGAGCCUACCAUACCUGAAACAAAGCCAAUCAAUGUGUCCAGCCCCCAGGAGCCAGUGGGGAACCAGCUGGGUCCUCCAGGGGAACACAGUUCCCCUGAUGUUCCUGGAGAGUUUCCUGAAAGAGAGCAACCGGCCGAGGAGCCUACGACCCCCUUAAUGAACUACAAGGAAUAUCUCAGGAACGAAGCAUUCGGUUACCCCACGACAGCACCUCAACAGAGCCCAGAAGCUGAAGUUCAUGAGGCGAGUACUUCAACAGAAGCAGGUACCCCUAGUGACAAGCAUGAGGAGAGAUUCACGGAACAGAGGUGCCACCACUCUGUGGACCACGAGGAAUGGGAAAUCGUCCCUGAGCAUUCGGCGUGGGGAGAGGCCACGAGAAAGAGCAGCGUGGACGACGCAAGCAGCAAGGACCCAGAGCAAGCCAAGAGGGUUGCUGCCGUGUCUCCAAUGCCUCAGACUGUUCAUGUGACUUUUCGGGUACAUUACAUCACUCACUCAGAAGCCCAGCUGAUUGCCAUCACAGGUGACCAUGAGUGUCUAGGCCAGUGGCACCACUAUGUACCACUCAGGUGUGACAAGGAUGGGUUCUGGUCGGACUCUGUCGUCUUACCAGUUGAUACCAGAGUUGAGUGGAAGUUCAUAGUGGUGGAGAAUGGGAAAGUCAGGCGGUGGGAAGAAUGUGACAAUCGAACCCUGAUGACUGAACAUGAGGAUCGAGUGGCCCAUAAGUGGUGGGGAUUUCACUGAAUCUGGCCUAGCACAUGGGUUCUGUUUUUAUUCCAUUUCACUAUAGGGAGUUUUCCUGUUUUUGCCUACCUUAGUAUAUCUCUGUGCUGCAUGUUUUGCCAGAACUGCCUUAGAUUAAAGUGUCUCUGCUGCUAGCUUAGGCUUUUAAGAUAUGAAGAAAACUCUUCAAACUGAAUCAGACCAAAGCCUUCCUAGUGACAGACAUGUUAGAGCUGUCUAGUGGGUGGUGUUUCAAAACAGCUCCCUGCAUAAAAAAGCUUUAAUCCCUAAACUUGAGAUUGUACUAUGUGAGGAGACAGGAGCAUUGAGUGUGGACACUGGACUGACAGAGCAGGAGAAGGUGCAGUUAAACUACACUGUAACUGUCUGUUAAAAUGUUCUUAACUUAUCAUGACUGCAAAAGGAAACAAUAAAGAUUAUUUUUAGACUGGUGACCGUC